This is a messenger RNA of Betta splendens (Siamese fighting fish), 4596 nucleotides long. Its product is annotated as NACHT, LRR and PYD domains-containing protein 12-like. Lineage: Eukaryota; Metazoa; Chordata; Actinopteri; Anabantiformes; Osphronemidae. The record is from RefSeq and is a predicted model, not a curated record. The transcript is spliced from 12 exons. Gene Ontology annotation, molecular function: protein binding; metal ion binding. Bases 314 to 4021 code for a protein of 1235 amino acids.
AUGUCAGUCAUUGACGCAUGGGUUCAUACUGUAGCAGAGGAAAGUUUGUGUGACGUGCAGGGAGUUUUGCCUUUAUUAUAUAACAGAGGAGUUGAAGGAAACACCGAACAUAUUUACUUCGGAAUAUUGUUUAGUUCAAGUGUUGAACGUCGUUGAAGGUCCAGACAUCAACUUCUAGUUUAAUAAAAGGCCCGUGACGGCAUGACGCCGUUAAGCGGGGGAGGGGCCAGUGAAACUGAAAGCAGGCCUAAGUUUAACUUCCUCGUUUAGAGAAAACAGGACAGAAGGGGAGAAAAAUGAAACACCAAAAACAAUGAGAAAAGUUGAGGAGAAGAUGAGUGAUUGUGUGGACAAAGAGGAUGGAGCAGAGUUUCCAGAAUCCAGAUGUGAGCCUUCAUCAUUCAGUCCUGAACCUGGAGUCUCAGACACAAAAGUAAAACCUCCAGGACCCAGUUGUCUGUCUGUGAAGAGUGACCGGUCCAAAGAUCAGCCUGAGAACUUCAGUAAUGAACCUGGAGCCUCAGACACAAAAAAGAAGAGAAGUCAUGUUCCUGUGGAGGAGCAGCCGUCCUGCUGUGUUAUGUGUCAGGUGGUUCUGAAGGAUCCAGUCUCUAGCAACUGUGGACACUGGUUCUGCAGACAGUGCUUCACCUCAUACUGGGACCAGUGUGUACCAUCAGGUGACUCUUCCUGUCCACAUUUUGGGGAACAACCCAGAACCAGAUCUGAACCUCUGACGGGCCAUCAGACCAGCACUGUCCAAACAGAUGUUGCUCUGCAGGAGGCUUUAGAUGAACUUAAGCUCAGUCUGAGGAGCAGAUGUGAACAUGUGACUGAAGGAGGUGAAACAGGAAGUGGAGUCCUCCUCACCAGCAUCUACACUGAGCUCUACAUCACAGAGGGGCAGAGUGAAGAGGUGAACACCCAACAUGAGGUGAGGCAGCUGGAGACAGCUUCCAAGAAGAAGACCCUCCAUGAGUUCCCCAUCAAGGUCCACGACAUCUUUAAAGCCUCCUCUGAUCCACACAGACCCAUCAGACUGGUUUUGACCAACGGUGUCGCUGGCAUUGGAAAAACCUUCUCUGUACAGAAGUUCACUUUGGACUGGGCCGAGGGCCGGGAAAACCCAGACGUCAGUAUUCUGGUUCUGCUGUCGUUCAGGGAGCUGAACCUGAUCAAAGAUCAGCAGCACAGUCUUCUCACGCUGCUCCAUGUUUUCCAUCCAACGCUCCAGAAGGUCCCAGCAGAGCAGCUCUCUGUCCUGAAGCUUCUGUUCAUCUUUGACGGCCUGGAUGAAAGCAGACUCUCACUGGACUUCAGCCACAGGAAGGUUGUGUCUGACGUCACACACAAGUCAUCGGUCACCGUGCUGCUGACCAACCUAAUCCAGGGGAACCUGCUUCCCUCGGCUCUGGUCUGGAUCACGUCCCGACCCGCAGCGGCCCAUCAGAUCCCUCCUACGUGUGUGGACAGGGUCACAGAAGUACGAGGCUUCACCGACGCCCAGAAGGACAAGUUCUUCAGGAGGAGAUCCAGCCACGAGCAGCUGUCCAGCAGAAUCAUCUCACACGUCAAGACGUCCAGGAGCCUCCACAUCAUGUGUCAGAUCCCAGUGUUCUGCUGGAUCACUGCUACGGUUCUGGAGCACAUGUUGACUACAGAGCGGAUGAGAGAGCUGCCCAAAACCGUGACGGACCUGUACUCACACUUCCUGCUGGUCCUGACCAAGAGGAAGAGGAACAAGUACCAUGAGGGACAUGAGACCAGUCCACAGGAGCUGACGAAGGCUGACAGGGAAGUUCUCCUGAAGCUGGGAAGACUGGCGUUCAAACAUCUGGAGGAAGGAACCAUCAUGUUCUACCAAGAAGACCUGGAGCAGUGUGGUCUAGACGUCACAGAGGCCUUGGUUCACUCAGGAGUCUGUACUGGGAUCUUCAGGAGAGAGAGUGUGAUCUUCCAGAAAACAGUCUACUGCUUUGUUCAUCUGAGCGUCCAGGAGUUUCUGGCUGCUGUUCACAUGAUGUACUGUUACACCAGCGGGAGGAUGGAGGAACUGGACAACUUCCUGGAGGAGUGUCUAGAGAAAAAUCAUAACUUUGGACAUGAUUUUUUGUUGUAUUAUAUCCUUGCUCAAACCAUGUAUAAAUCCCUCCGUAGUCCAAGCGGCCACCUGGACCUGUUUGUUCGCUUCCUUCAUGGCCUCUGUCUGGAGUCCAACCAGAAAAUCUUAGGAGGUUUGCUGGGUCACACAGAGAACAGUCCACAAACCAUCCAGACAAUUAUCAACAGCCUGAAGGAGAUGGACAGCGAUAGAAUCUCUCCAGACAGAAGCAUCAACAUCUUCCACUGUCUGAUGGAGAUGAACGACCACUCAGUCCAUCAGCAGAUACAAGAGUUCCUGAAGUCACAGAACAGAUCAGAGAAGAAACUCUCCUUGAUUCAGUGCUCAGCUCUGGCCUACAUGCUGCAGAUGUCAGAGGAGGUUCUGGAUGAGUUGGACCUGAUGAAAUACAACACAACAUGGGAGGGACGACUGAGACUGAGCCCAGCUGUGAGGAACUGCAGAAAGGCUCAACUUUCUGGCUGUGGACUCAUAGAGACACACUGUGAAGUUGUUGCCUCAGCUCUGAAGUCCAACCCGUCACAUCUGACACAUCUGGACCUGAGUAACAACAACCUGCAAGACGCAAGCGUGAAGGUUCUGUGUUCUGGACUGGUGAGUCCUCACUGUCGACUGGAGACUUUGAGAUUGAGUGGCUGCAGUUUGUCAGAGAUCAGCUGUGAUUCACUGGGUUCAGCUCUGAAAUCCAGCCAGUCACAUCUGACACAACUGGACCUGAGCUUCAACAACCUGCAGGAUUCAGGAGUGAAGCAGCUGUGUGGUUUUCUGGAGAGUCGUCACUGUCGACUGGAGACUCUGAGAUUGAGUGGCUACAGUUUAUCACAGAUCAGCUGUGAUUCUCUGGUCUCAGCUCUGAAGUCCAACCCAACACAUCUGACAAAACUGGACCUGAGUAACAACGACCUGCUGGAUUCAGGAGUGAAGCAGCUGUGUGUUUUUUUGGGGAAUCGUCACUGUCGACUAGAGACACUGAGACUGAGUGUGUGUGACCUGUCAGAGAAAAGCUGUGAAGCUCUGUCCUCAGUUCUCAGCCCUCAGUCAUCUAGUCUGAGAGAACUGGACCUGAGUAACAACAACCUGCAGGAUUCAGGAGUGAAGCUACUGUCUGCUGGACUGAAGAGUCCUCACUGUCGACUGGAGACUCUCAGGCUGUCAGGCUGUCUGCUCUCAGAGGAAGAUUGUGUCUCUCUGGCCUCAGCUCUGAGCUCCAACCCCUCCCAUCUGAGAGAGCUGGACCUGAGCUACAAUCAUCUAGGAGACUCAGGAGUGGAGCUGCUGUCUGAUGGAGUCAAGGAUCCACACUGGAGACUGGACACUCUCAGGGUGGAGCCUGGUGGAGUCCGAUGGUUGACACCAGGUCUGAGCAAGUAUUUCUGUCAACUCACCAUCGACACAAACACAGUGAACGGGAAACUACAACUGUCUGACAACAACAGGAAGGUGACAUGUGUGGAGGAGGAUCAGUCGUAUCCUGAUCAUCCAGACAGAUUUAACGUCUGUCCUCAGCUGCUGUGUAGUAAUGGUCUGACUGGUCGCUGUUACUGGGAGGUUGAGUGGAGAGGAAGGGUUCAUAUAUCAGUGAGUUACAAAGGAAUAAGUAGGAAAGGAGACAGUGAAGACUGUGUGUUUGGACAGAACAAUCAGUCCUGGAGUCUGUUCUGCUCUGAUGUUUUUUACUCUGUCACACACAAUAACAUAGUAACAUUCAUCUCCUCCUCUGUGUCUCACAGAGUAUCAGUGUAUGUGGACUGUCCUGCUGGUUCUCUGUCCUUCUACAGUGUCUCCUCUGACAAACUGAUCCACCUUCACACCUUCGACACCACAUUCACUGAACCUCUUUGUCCUGGGUUUGGGUUCCGUUCUCCUGGUUCCUCAGUGUCUCUGUGUGAUGUGUCGUAGUGAGAGUUUGAUCCUGUCAGAGAAACGUUGUCACCGUUGAACAUAGUUCAGUCUGUUCACGUCUGUCUCGUUUUCAGAUUCAUGUAUUAAACCAGUUUCUUUCUGAACCAGUUCUAAAUGAUUCCUUGUGAACUUCUUCCUCUUCCGUCCUUUAAAGAUGGAAGCUCUGAUUAUUCCAGGAUGACUUUUUGUGAAGUUGUUUUCCAGUGAAUUUCAGGAUGUUUCAGUUCAACAUGUGACAAACUGUGACAGAGAACAAUCACUGAGCUGAAUUAGUGAUAAGCUUCCAGAUGAUUGUUGAAUGAAAACUGUUGAUUGAAUGUUUCUGAUCAUUUUCUGUCCCUUUAGUAGAAGAGAGCAGCUCAGCCUCACAUUAAAGUGCUUCAUUAACCUUUACCUGUAAAUAAUCACUUGUUAUAAUCACAGUAUAUAAAUGUCAAUCACUUUGAACUAUGAUUAUAUUAUAACAAUCAUCAUGAUGUAACAUGAGUCAUAAUAGAUUCAGAGUGACAUGAUGAACCUCCACAUUAUGUAUAUACUGAAAUAAUAAUGUAAUAAAAUCUCACCACGUCUGG